AUGCCAAAUAGAGCAGCUCCAAGACAAAGAGGUAGUGAAAAGAAUAGAGGAAGAAAUAAACUAUUGGGAAGAAUCGUAACAGAAAAACAGAAAAAGAAACGAGAGAAAAAUGCAAAAGAAAGGGAAUGUCUUCCAGUGAUUGGAAGUUCUCAAGUAUCUUCAAUUCUUCAAAAUUUGGAUCCAACGGGUGUAGAAAAUGGCUCUCAGAACAUGGACUUAAUAAUUCUGCCAACAGCCGAUUUUAAACUACCUGUAGUAGAGAAUCCAUUCUCAAUUCCUAACAAUUAUAUAAUUUUAAAAGAAAAUGGAGAGACAAAACAAGACAGACUAAAACCGAGUAUUAAAUUAAGAGAUUUGAAGCCAAAAAAGAAGGACAACUAUGAAGACAUGUUAUAUUUUGUGUGCAACUUAUGUCCGUUUUUGUGUACAAAUGAUACAAAAAUUAAUGAACAUUUAGAAAACGCCCACAAAAACAAGUCUGUAGUUAAACUGCAAGAAUUAAAGUGUCCUGCGUGUCCUAAUAUAUUUUUCCACAGAAUGUCUCUAAGAUCCCACCUCAUCCAUGACCAUGGAGUAGGAAACUCAGAUAUCACUCCCAUCAUUCAGGCAGUGGUUUAUUACUCUAAUAAAAAUAAAAAGAAAGAAAAACAAAAGCUGCAUGUGAAACCUGUUGAGGAAAUGACAUUAAUAUGUGGUAAUGGUUAG
Molecule: messenger RNA, 705 nt
Organism: Diabrotica balteata
Lineage: Eukaryota; Metazoa; Arthropoda; Insecta; Coleoptera; Chrysomelidae
Source: the annotation of a GenBank genome assembly